UUCAACCUUAUUCAAAUACGCAUGCGUUGUAGAUAGAUAUUGCUGCAAAUGUUCAAGAUGGCGCCAACUCAAAGAUGAUGGCAAAAUGCAGCCAGAAAAUCGCAAAUUUUAUGCGAUCGGCGGCGUAUCUGCAGGUUUCCUGACAGGAAUUUAUUUCUUUGGAUUAUUUUAUUUCCUCCUGUUGCUUGCGGGCUUGGCUGGCGCGGCCGUCGCUGGAGCCUGGGCCUACGACACCUACCAGUGGAAGAAGCGGCAAGCCGUCGCAUGGCGCCCGAAGAGGACGAGAAAAAAUUCAACGCCGGAAACCUCUUACAUGAAUGGCUCUUUUGGCAAUAGAACCCUCGGUAGCAGCAGUAAAAAGCCUUUCAGCCCGUCCCUCAGUUUUGUAAGAACUAGGUCUCCAGAGUACGAGCUCCAGUCGUCGGCGGGACCCCUACUGCCUUCGCCCGGGGAAGAACUGUCCCUCAGCGCGAUCACAAGAAGGCUUACGUUCAGUACUCUAGGUAGUCCCACCAUGCCUGUGACAUCACCUGCCAGCCCCACUCCUGCCACUCGGAGGUACCCAACUCACCAGGCCCAGUAUACUACAAGAGGGACCCUGCCCCAUGUGAGAUGGCAGGGGAGUCUGGUGUCCAGGGUUCUCAGUCCGCACGGGGUGAGGGGGAACAUCCAGAGUCCCGUCACUGUGAAGAUAGCCGCUCCCCCGCCCAACACUUCCCUGAUGUCCUCGCCCAGUCUGCUGAUCAGGCCCAGCUCAAGGUCAUCAGCUGCAGAAGAGAGCCCAUCAGCGAACCCGUGUGAUACAGAAACUGUCAUACAGGCGCUGCGACAGAGGCGGAAACGAUCUCGCACUGACAGCGAGGAAGGAAACUAUGACAAGAGAAGAAGAAAAAGUUCGCUGUCGUCGGUCAGCUCUGCCUCCUCUGCAUUCCGAACCCUGCAGAGUAACCAGGAGGGUGAGGCCAUCCAGCCCCAGGGUGGGGCGCUCAAACGGCCGGCACUCAGGCAGAGGUGGGAGGACAACCCUGAGGUGUUGAAGAGAGUGAGGAAUGGUGCGGGCAGUCCUGCCGGCUCAGCCAGGAAUGCCUUCAACAGUUCCUUCAACUCCUUCCGCCGCGGACAGGACAAGCUCCGAGGGAAGCGUAAGAUGCACGGUUCCCAGAACACCUCCCCUGCCUCGUCCAGGGUCAGCACCGCGGGGUCUGUAACACCCUCCGAUAGGAACACACCGGACGCCAAGAAAGUCAAGGGUUCCAGCCCACCCAGCGAGGCAGACAGUGUGCAGGACGAGUCGUCCUCAUCAGCUGUGGACUCAAAACCUGCAGACACGGGGAGACCUGCCACCCAGGAGGGGGCAGCUGUGCAGAGGGGGGGUCCUGCCAGGAGGAGGGGUGUCCUACAACUUCAACAUGAGGGGCCCAAACUGCCACCCCCUGGCCCUGACCCGGGCUUCGAGGUGACGAGAGAAAUCUACGAGGAGGACCGGCGCCGGAAGGUGGAGCGCGUGAAGAGAGUCCUGCAGUCCGUAACACUGGGGCAACUCUGA
Molecule: messenger RNA, 1546 nt
Organism: Branchiostoma floridae (Florida lancelet)
Lineage: Eukaryota; Metazoa; Chordata; Leptocardii; Amphioxiformes; Branchiostomatidae
Product: nuclear envelope pore membrane protein POM 121-like
Exons: 9
Coding region: 86-1546 (486 amino acids)
Source: RefSeq, a predicted model, not a curated record